Rhizophagus irregularis DAOM 181602=DAOM 197198 is the source of this 1458-nucleotide messenger RNA. Lineage: Eukaryota; Fungi; Glomeromycota; Glomeromycetes; Glomerales; Glomeraceae. The record is from RefSeq and is a predicted model, not a curated record.
AUGGAAGAAUUUAAGCUCAGUGAUGAUGUAUUUGAACAAAUAAAAGAUUUUUCUUAUUGGGAUUUAACAAAUGAACAAAGGUUGUUAAUUGAUAAGCUAAUAUUAAAUGAAGAAUUAAAAAGACAUUAUAUAAAUCAUGGUUUAUGCAAAGAAUGUAAACAGCCUAAUACUUAUUAUGAUUGGUGUAAGUCAUGUAAUGCUAAGCAUUUUCAACAAAAUUUCAAAAAUUGGACUAGUGGAAAUGAAGAAGUUGAUAAGUUUAUUCAAAAAAUACAACUUAAAGUUGAAGAAUAUCAGGAAAUUUUAGAGUGGAUUGAAUAUGAUAAAUUUGAAAAUGUUGAAUAUUUGGCCAAAGGAGGAUUUGGAACUAUUUAUAAAGCAAUUUGGAAAGAUGGAUUUAUAAGCAAAUGGGAUUUUGAAAAUAAUCAAUGGGAGAGAAGUAAAGUGUGGGGUAGUAUGAAAUAUGAAAAUUUUCCGGUUGCUUUAAAAUGUUUACACAAUUCUCAGGAUUUUACAUCCGAAUUUUUAAGAGAAAUUGAAUCGCAUACUAUGAUUCUUUCAGCUUGCGUAACUCGAUGUUUUGGCAUUACUAGAGAUCCGGAAACUAAUAAUUUCAUAAUGGUAAUGCAAUAUGCAAAAGAAGGCAGUUUAAGACAAUAUUUAAAUAAUAUAUUUAAUUCCAUAAAGUGGGUAAAUAAGUUGAAUAUUUUACGAAUGAUUGCAAAUGGCCUCAAUUCUAUUCAUAAAAAAGGAUUAAUUCAUCGUGAUUUUCAUUGUGGUAAUAUGUUAAGAAAUGAUCAUUUUACUAUUAUUACUGAUUUAGGAUUAUGUCAACCAGCAAAUGUAAAAUCUUCUCAAAAUAAUAAAUAUGAAAAAAAAGUAUAUGGAGUACUACCUUAUGUAGCGCCUGAAGUUUUAAGAGGAGGAGAAUAUACUCAAGAAAGUGAUAUUUAUGCAUUUGGAAUUAUUGCAUAUGAAGUCUGUACAGGGCUUCCUCCUUAUCAUGAUAUUGUUCAUGAUAAAAUCUUAGCUAUUAGUAUUUGUCAAGGGCUUAGGCCAAAAUCUAAUUAUAAAAUUCCUCAACUAAUUUUGGACAUAAUUAAACAAUGUUGGGAUGUAGAUCCUUUAAAACGAUCUAAAAUACAAGAAUUAUAUAAUUUAUUAGAUAAUUUAGAAGAUGAUUUAGAAGAUGAUAGUGAAGUCAAAAAGCAAGCUGAAGAAGCAGAUAAAAUUAAUGAGAAGUUUACUUCUACUUCAUUACCAUAUAAUGGUAGUACUACUCUUUCAUAUACUACAAAUCCUCAAGCAGUUUACACAAGUAGGCUUUUAGACUUUAAAAAUCUUCCAGAACCAAAAAAUGCUAUUGAUAAUAAAGAUGAUGAUAAUUCAUUUGGAGAAUAUUCAGAAUCCAUAGAAGCAAUAGAUUUCACUAAACUCAACCUAGAUGAAAACAACUAA